Sinocyclocheilus anshuiensis is the source of this 1100-nucleotide messenger RNA. Its product is annotated as 39S ribosomal protein L47, mitochondrial-like. The coding region runs from base 96 to 425 and encodes 109 amino acids. NCBI's taxonomy places the organism in Eukaryota, Metazoa, Chordata, Actinopteri, Cypriniformes, Cyprinidae. The record is from RefSeq and is a predicted model, not a curated record. The transcript is spliced from 3 exons.
AAUCUGUGGCUGUUCUAUGCAUGUUCAAUUUAUCAGGUGUACAUGGAUGAAUGAAUAUCCAUUCUGAAUUCUUUUAAUAGGUUGAAAGGUCAAUAAUGCGUCUUGACACGGUUGUGAAAGAACGUGAGGAUUCUCUGCGCUUACUGCAGACAGGACAAGAGAGGGGCAGACCGGGCGAAUGGCGCAGGAAUGUUUUUGGCAAAACCUUCUGGUACCGCUUCAGGGAACAUCCAAUCCCCUGGUAUCUGAAUUCCAGAUACAAAAGGCGGCGAUUCUUUGAACCAUCACAUGUUGCCCCGUACACAAGGUUGAGCCUUGAAAAAUACCUGAGGAGCAAAAUACGGAAAGAAACAAGAGAAAAUAGAAACCAAAAAAGGCUUGCUGCAAUGUUUCCAAAAAAGACUGCACUUGCAUCAGACCACUGAAAAGACUUUUCGCAUUUAAUAUUGUCUUUUCAACACACAAUACUUUUUUUUUUUUUCAUUUCUCCAAAUGUUUUGGAGACUCAAAAUGUGUUGUACAGUCAAAUAAUAAAUUCACACUUGUAACCGAGACUGUUGUUUUGUAUAUAUUUACCUAGUUUCAUUUUUAUGACUAAUGUCUAAAUGAGUGAAUUAUAAGGACUGCAAGUCAUUCUCCCUUUUGAAUAACUUUAAGGGACACAUUUAAAUAUAGGUUUUCCCCAAUAUGCAAGUCUGAAUAAACAAGUUGAAAUGUACUAAAGAUUAGAACAAAAGUUUAAAUACAAAUGUGCACAAUCACUAAAUUGGCAAUCUUACCUCUUCAAGUAAUAGGAGAGAAAUUUAGACAAGUUUAACAAAAAACAAUUUAUUCCCAAAACAGCCGAUUAAUUGUUAAAAGCAUCAAAUUUUUCCUGUGAUGCAUUUUCUAAGAAGUGGCAAAGUGGUGUAAAUCAAAAAACUAUUUCAACUGUUCUAAGCACUGAUACAAUUGAGGGACAUAAUUCCCAUUUACCAAACGACAACCUUGUCACUGUUACUUUAAUUAUUCAGGUGGUCAGAAACGGGAUAUCUGAAAAUAUUGUGUGGAGUAGAAAAGAGUGCAACCAUGUCAAACUGUUUAAAAUAUGGUUUGUUUGC